CGUGAGCAACGUGAGCGCGCUGCGAUCGCAGCCGGGAUCCCAGUGAUAUUGUGAUUUUAUUAGAUAUAUAGACGCAUCAGGAAUAGGGCGAGACAGGUGUAAGCUAGAUAGUCAAAAUGCCACCAAAGCGACCGCCGCCGCUGGUGCCGAAGAAGCCAAAUCCCAGUAUGAAUUACGAGGUGUUAAUCUACUUGAAUAGCUUCUACUUUGGCAUGUUCGCCUGCUGCGAAAUGGCCAUGGGACUGCUAAAGGCUAUUAAUCUGAGCUAUACGGGUCACACGCUCGCCCAGGACUCGACGGUGAUGAUAAGCUUUAUAGUGCUGGAGACGCUGCGUCUAAUAAUGGGACGCAAGGGGACGCUGGCCGAGCGAGGCUGGACAGCCAUAAUGUCGGUCUUUCUGACAGCUCCGUGCUUUCUGGGCGUCUCGUAUCUGCUGCUGCUGCAGACCUACAGGCUACGUCUGGAAUACUGCCUUUGUACACUGCAGAUCGCACUCUACCUGACCGAGGUGUGGUACGCCAUAGUCUUCGUUUUCUCACUGUGUCGUCCAGUAACUUAUGAUUAGUAACAUACAAGCAACAACAGUAAGACGAGACAUUUACACGGUACGACAUGUACUUUAAAAGAUAAUAGAGAUAAUAGCAAUAUACAAACAGAUAAAAUGAAUCAUGAGAUCUGGGAUGAAGUGAGAUGAUCCCCAAAAACAACAUAUACACAUAUACAUAUAUAACAUGUAGCAUAUAGUAUAUACAUAUAUGCAUCUCUACUUGUGUAUAGUAAGGUUUAUGAUAGCAUACAUAUGUAUAUAUAAAUAUAUAUAUACAUGUAUUUAAAACGGUUUUAUAUAAAUGAGAAUAAUUGUUAAAAUGUAAGCAUCAAUUGGAACCAA
This is a messenger RNA of Drosophila hydei, 890 nucleotides long. RefSeq names its product transmembrane protein 216. Gene Ontology annotation, biological process: non-motile cilium assembly. NCBI's taxonomy places the organism in Eukaryota, Metazoa, Arthropoda, Insecta, Diptera, Drosophilidae. The record is from RefSeq and is a predicted model, not a curated record. The transcript is spliced from 2 exons. Gene Ontology annotation, cellular component: ciliary transition zone. Bases 117 to 566 code for a protein of 149 amino acids.